UGCUGUGAGCUUGUUCGGAACGCACGCGUCUUUCUAACAAGCUGAUUCCGCGGAACGAAGUUCGAAAUUCAAAUCCCGAAUUUAGUUUUUAUGACGUUUCGUUGUUACAUUACUCUGUGUCGCUUUUUAAUUUAAAGUGAAUUAGUAGGAUUUAUUUGUGCCAGUGUUUUUUUGUUUUGUGUUAAAAAGUGGACUAUUAGAAAAAUGUAGACUUUAUAUUUACAGGUGACAAACAGCACAGUGGGCCGACAACCGACGACGCCAGUCAAAAAAGUGACAGUGAAAAUGUGUUUUAAAAGAUAAAAAUCUAAAGCGAUUAGGAUGUGAAAACAAUGUUGGGAUGCGUGCGUCGCGCGGGCACUGUGGUACGCGCGGCAAAUACCGGGACAAAACACAAAAACGGGAAUUUUUUGCUCGUCCUCUUAAUUGUACUACUGUGCGUCAGGAGCAGUACGUCAGCGGGCGUGUCGCUGGGCGCGCACCUGGUGUGCGCACGCGCCGCCGGGCUCACGGACAAGCAGCGCGCGAUGUGCCGGCAAUCCCCCGCCGCCAUCGCUGCCGUCGGGGACGGACUAAGGAUGGCGUAUGCGGAGUGCCGCGCGCAGCUGAGCGGCUACCGGUGGAACUGCUCAGGAGUGGGAGACGGCAACCAUUUUGGACACGUCAUGCCGCUAGCGACACGGGAAGCCGCGUACACAUACGCGAUCACAUCAGCUGGGGUCACGCAUGCGCUCAGCACGGCCUGCGCCAAGGGGGACCUACCAGCAUGCGGGUGUUCCACUAACAGUAGAAGACGCACCGUGAACCCGACGGAGCAGUUCCAGUGGGGCGGCUGCGGGGAGGCGGCGUACGGCGCACGGUUCGCGAGGAGGUUCCUCGAUGCGCGGGAGUUGGAGGCCGAUGCGCGCGCGCUUAUGAACCUGCACAACAACCGACUUGGCCGGAAGGUGAGCGAGCUGGUGAAGGACCUGGUGCGUCGCGAGUGCAAGUGCCACGGCGUGUCGGGCUCGUGCGCGCUCCGCACGUGCUGGCGCGCGUUGCCGCAGUUCCCGGCCGUGGCGCGCGCGCUCACCGACAAGUACCGCCGCGCGCGACACGUCACCUCACACCCGCCCGCGCCCGCCACGCAUGGGGGACACCUUGUUGUACGCAGAGCGCGUCAGAACGCCGGCGUGGGUCGUCAGCCGCGGAAAUCAGAGCUGGUGUACCUGGAGGCGUCUCCAUCCUACUGCGAACCUGACCUGGUCUCCGGCUCACUCGGCACGCACGGAAGACACUGUAAUAGAACAUCUAGAGGCGAGGACGGGUGCGAGACCCUCUGCUGUGGACGAGGUUACAACACGGUCCGGACUGUUGAGGAGACGAAAUGUCGGUGCAAGUUCCACUGGUGCUGCCGAGUGACUUGUGAAAUCUGCGUCGCCGUCAAUGAGGUGCAUGUGUGCAAGUGAAGGGACAGCUUCGGAAUAUACAGGUGUAAGUGACAUCGUAAUUAAAACUUUGAGGGAUGAUUCAGAGCAUGAUUCUGAGUUGAUAUCAAGUGGAAUUUCCUGUCGGAAAAUUCAUGACUUUUUUUUAUUAUUUUCAGUUCCAUACUUUUGAGAGAGCCAGAAUCAAGGCCUGAAUCACCCUUAAAGUUUUCGUUACGAUGUCACUAACACCCUGUAUACAGAAAACAUGACGUAAUAGUACCUACUCAUUGCUAUGUUAAUAUUAAGUAUGUGAAAAGUUCCGUGUUAGCAGCAAUCCGGAGAGUCUUCAGCGCUCUCUAUUUGUCCGGCCAAGUACAAUAAGUCACGUCAAAAAAUAAUAAGAAAGACCAUCACGUUGGCCGAACAGAAAACUCGGUGAGGUUGUUUCUUCUUAGUUCAUCUUGCGAUGGAUGUACCUCUGACUACCCUAUUGGGAUAUAGUCGUGAGUUUUUGAAAUCCAAUCAAAUACCGUCGCCUUAUAGUGAAAAUGACGUAAGCGUUUUAAAAAAAAAUAUUUUUUUGUCAAUUUUUAUUUUUUUCUUUUCUUAUCCACGAGCGCAUGCGCCACUUGUAUGCUGUACGGCAGAAACGUACUUAAAUAAUGUUAUCAUUAAAAAAUAAACACUUAGUAUUUAUUUAGAAGUAGUCUAUAAGAUUUUCAUACUGUUUUCAUUUCAAUAACUAUAAUAACCUGUAAAAAUUAUCUUUAUAAACCUUACUUUUUUAUUUCAUAAUUCAACUUAAGCAUUGUAUAAUAAAGUAAGUAUAAUAUUGGCCCCGAUUCCUGCAGACACCGCCUAAUUUUAUUUUAAGUUAUAUCCGUCAUUUUCAUAUCCGUCGAAAAGGAAAGGGACGGAUGAUUCACAGCUCUUAAUUUUUGGAAGAAUGAGUAAAUGAAUGAAUAACCCGGGCGAAUCAAAAGGUACGUCGCUGGUAUGCAAUCCGUUUGAUGUGCUGUCUACUUAACUGUGUCGGGUUAUUGACGGAUGUAAAAUUUUUAGACGGUUGGUUUAGAUUUGUGCUUAAAAUUGACGUGUGUUCCAUAAAUUUUAUGCUUGUCGAUUACCCGUCCCUUUCCUUUUCGGCGGAUAAGAAAAUGACAGAUAUAACUUAAAAUAAAAUUAGAUGGUAUUUACAGGAAUUAGCACUAUUAACCACCGAUUAAUAGUAAAUAAAAUACCAUUACUAAUGACUUUAUCUGCGCAAACAUAUCUUCCUAAUGAGGAGCAAAACAAUAUAGAUGGCGUUGUACAGAUUUAACGAGAUAAUUACCUAUUUACUCAUUGCUCGAGUACUUAAUUAUUCAAUCAUAUAAUGUUAUGACAGAGGCAUUAUAUAAAAAUAAUUGUUGCUUGAUAUUUAGAUCAGGGGGGUUAAAAUGGCCACAUCGAAGCAAUUCAUCUAAGAAAGCUAUAUUGCUAUUUGACAUUUGUUUGCAUUGCGCACUUACUUUUAUAUGCGCAAAUUGCAAUAAUGCUUUCUUAGAUGAAUUGCUUCGAUGUGGCGUUUUUAACCAUCCAGAUAUUUAUAGAAUUUGCAUUUCAAUUUGCAUGUUAUAAUUUAAAUAACUAAAUAUGUAGACCAAAUCUUAAAUGCUGACCAACUGCAAACUGUAAAACCAUUUUUAUUGCGAAUAAAAAUGAUUAUGAUUAUGAUGAUUAUGAAUUAUGUUGCUACUUAUAUUGCUUCUCUUUAUUUUGAUCAGAAUAAUAAUGAAUGGAAGACGUGUUGUGCCUGGGUGUAAUAACAAGGGUCAUCAUUUAUACCCAAAAACAAAGAUAAAAGUCGCAUAAUGUAUGUGUUGUCUAUGAAAUUAGAAGAAACGAGGGCAACGAUAGACAGCGCCAUCUCUAUAUUUUUUGGAGAACUUAGCCUGGAAAUUCCCUCGUUAUUAAGUAAGCAAGUAGGUUUUCAUUCCACAUUCCAGCUUUGUACCUACUUAAAUUUUACAUACUCACCUAUUUUUAAUAAUAUUUAUAAAUAGAAUUAAGCGUUGUAAGUUGAUAAUGAUAUAUUAUUCAAUACUAAAAAACAAAUAGUUUGCCUUCCGAGCUACACAAAAAAUAAUACAAAUUAUAUUCCAACUUGAGGGGUUAAAAAGGCCACAUCGAAGCAAUAGGCUAGUUUCCAACUAGUCAAAUUAGUGACUAUUUUUCUGAACGUCAAAACACGAAAUUACUAUGGAAUUUGUAUGUAAAAGCACAGAAAAACGUGAUAAAAUGUCGGACUUAUUAUUACGUUUUUUAUAAAAAAAUAUUAUAAUAAAAAAUAAAAUAAAUAAAAUAUAAAUAAGUAAAAUAAUAAAAGAAAAUGUUUUUUAACAAUUUUAGAUCUAUCUUUAUUUAGUACUUAUAAUCAGAAUUUCAUAAUUUAUCUUGAACCUACCCAGUAUACGACCCAAUUGCUUCGAUGCCGUUUUAACCCCCUGGUUUAAUAGGCUCACAUUUUUGACGGCCUUCUUCAUGACAGACCUGGGCGGUUAAAAUGGCCACAUCGAAGCAAUUAAUCUAAGAAAGCAAUAUUGCUUUUUGACAUUUGUUUGCAUUGCGCACUUAUUUUUAUAUGCGCAAAUGUCAAAUUGCAAUAUUGCUUUCUUAGAUUAAUUGCUUGGAUGUGGCCAUUUUAACCCCCCUGUUCGGAAUAACAAAAUAAUCAUUCUCCUUCUAUUGUGUAGAUUAUGAGGUGGAUAACCAACCUCAUCAACCCUGCUGUCAGGGUUAUUAUUGAGCCGCCAAAGGCCCCUGACAUGGCUCAUGUAAGGACUACUUACCUACCUACUUAUAAACAUUGCGUAAACAUUAUUAAGGGUUGUGUUGUAUGAAAAUAAAUGUACUUAAUACUUUUAACUAACAUGACCAGUCUGAAUUGUGAUGUUUUUCGAGAUUUUUCUGUACUUAAUCGCACUAUACACUAUUGUAAAUAGUUACGUUCACGUAAGUUAACGUAUUUUAUACCUUAUGCAUUUAAUAAUAAGACUCAACGGCUUUAAAUUGUUACACUUAAUGAUACAACUUAAGUUUCUUUACAUUCCGCGUAGAUUAAGUUUUAACUUAUUCACUGUAACACCUUUAUGACCUUUUUGAAAUAAAAUUUUUGUCACUGAA
Molecule: messenger RNA, 4574 nt
Organism: Pectinophora gossypiella (pink bollworm)
Lineage: Eukaryota; Metazoa; Arthropoda; Insecta; Lepidoptera; Gelechiidae
Gene: Wnt2
Product: protein Wnt-7b-like
Exons: 9
Coding region: 333-1448 (371 amino acids)
Biological process (GO): multicellular organism development; positive regulation of JNK cascade; neuron differentiation
Cellular component (GO): extracellular region
Molecular function (GO): cytokine activity; frizzled binding
Source: RefSeq, a predicted model, not a curated record